GCACGCCCCACCCCCUCUGCGUGUGUUGGUCAUUGUUCAGCUUGAGCAAGCUAACAUGCAACGUUAACAAACAAGUUAACUGUUUAUAGUUGCACUGAAUGCAUUGUCUUUUCCCAAAGAAGUGUUGAAAAUCCAUCAAAUCAGCAAUGAGCAAGAGGAAAGCACCGCAGGAAUCCCUAAAUGAGGGAAUAACAGACUUUCUUGUCGAGCUGGCCAAUUACGAGAAGAACGUUAACAGGGCAAUACACAAGUACAAUGCAUACAGGAAAGCAGCAUCCACCAUCGCCAAGUACCCUCACAAAAUCAAAAGCGGUGAGGAGGCUAAAAAACUGGAUGGUGUGGGAGCUAAAAUAGCAGAAAAGAUUGAUGAGUUCCUACAAACUGGUAAACUACGAAAGCUAGAAAAGAUUCGUAAUGAUGACACCAGUUCUUCCAUCAAUUUCCUCACUAGAGUCACUGGAAUUGGUCCUGCUGCUGCAAGGAAGUUUGUCGAGGAAGGAGUGAAGACCUUAGAAGACUUAAAAAAGGUCGAACACAAGUUAAACCAUCAUCAGCAGAUUGGACUCAAGUACUUUGAGGAAUUUGAAAAAAGGAUUCCAAGAGCUGAAAUGGAAAAAAUGGAGACACUAAUUCUUGGAGAGCUGAAGAAGAUAGAUGAUGCAUAUAUAGGGACAAUCUGCGGAAGCUACAGGAGAGGUGCUGCAUCGAGUGGUGAUAUUGAUAUUUUGUUGACCCACCCAAACUACACCUCUCAGACUGAGAAGCAACCCAAGCUGCUUCAUGCAGUGGUGGACCAUCUGGAGUCCAUCGGGUUUGUGACGGAUACGCUGUCCAAAGGGGACACCAAGUUCAUGGGAGUCUGCCAGCUUCACCACAGUGAUGAUGGUGAGGACGAGGAGGACGAGGAGGAAUACCUUCACAGACGUAUUGACAUUAGGUUAAUUCCCAAGGACCAGUACUACUGUGGUGUGUUGUAUUUCACUGGAAGCGACAUCUUCAAUAAAAACAUGCGAACCCAUGCUCUUGAGAAGGGCUUCACUCUUAAUGAGUACACUAUACGGCCACUUGGAGUCACCGGUGUGGCAGGGGAACCUCUGUUGGUGGACAGUGAGAGGGACAUCUUUGAGUACAUCCAGUACAGAUACAGAGAGCCGAAGGACCGCAGCGAGUGAAGAAAACCACAGCAUAGGCUCAAAGAAAAUAUAUGAAGCAUGUUGAAAACGUGCUCGUGUGUGUCCCACUCUGGAGUAUUCAAACUACUUCUGGACAUUUUGCGUCAGGUUCAACUAUUUAAAUCAACACAACAGUCGGCUUUUAAGUUUAAUGCUCCAUGGGUUGGAUUCUUUGAAAAGGCUUCCUGCUGCAUUUUAAAGCAGGGUUUUUUUUAACCAUGUGAGCAGUAAUUUAUAUGUACUGUGUAUUUAGUUUUUUAAUUGGUUAACCUAGAAAGGUUUACCUUUCCUAGAGAUGAGCUGUGUUGAUGUGUUUCAGUUCUUGUGUGUCCUAUGUGAACAACCACAGCCAUGCUCAUCAGAACAUUGUUCCUGUUGACUGAUUCCUUGAACACUGUCAGGAAGUUGGUACAUUUUCCUAGCAUAGCAGUAUGAAAAGAGUGUUUUUACUAUAGGAUCUGAAGAAUUAAAAACAAACUGUAAAUUUAAAUACGAUGCCAUUUUUACACCCAGCAUUUAUCAUGUUUAGGCAGGCUGAUGAAUUGGUUUGAUGAAUUAUUAUUGGAUUUAAAAGGUUGCAAAUAAGAAAUGGAAUGAUUGAGCUUUUUUGUUUGAGGUUUGAAUAUGUCUGUAAUGCUGAAUAUGUUGGGAUUGAUUGUGUGAUUGUGCAUGUUAGGUCCAGGGAGUACUUUUCAAACCAGGAGGCACAGUAUUUCAGCCAUCCUGGUUUGGGUGGAAUAAAUGGUUCUCCUGGUUAUACAGAGAAAACUGUAACUCCAAAUGGGCAGUUUAGCUUUUUAGGAUAUUCCUACUAUUGUGUAUGAGGGUCACUAUGAAUAAAGGGAUUUCCAAAAGUAA
Molecule: messenger RNA, 2030 nt
Organism: Sphaeramia orbicularis (orbiculate cardinalfish)
Lineage: Eukaryota; Metazoa; Chordata; Actinopteri; Kurtiformes; Apogonidae
Gene: polb
Product: polymerase (DNA directed), beta
Exons: 14
Coding region: 147-1172 (341 amino acids)
Biological process (GO): base-excision repair; double-strand break repair via nonhomologous end joining
Cellular component (GO): nucleus
Molecular function (GO): DNA binding; DNA-directed DNA polymerase activity
Source: RefSeq, a predicted model, not a curated record